Equus quagga is the source of this 2159-nucleotide messenger RNA. It is a transcript of the gene EEFSEC, whose product is annotated as eukaryotic elongation factor, selenocysteine-tRNA specific. Gene Ontology annotation, biological process: selenocysteine incorporation. The transcript is spliced from 7 exons. Lineage: Eukaryota; Metazoa; Chordata; Mammalia; Perissodactyla; Equidae. The record is from RefSeq and is a predicted model, not a curated record. Gene Ontology annotation, molecular function: translation elongation factor activity; GTP binding; GTPase activity. The coding region runs from base 28 to 1815 and encodes 595 amino acids.
GCCGCGCGGUGUCGGGGUGGCUGCGGCAUGGCCGGGCGGCGGGUGAAUGUGAACGUGGGCGUGCUGGGCCACAUCGACAGCGGCAAGACGGCGCUGGCGCGGGCGCUCAGCACCACGGCCUCCACCGCCGCCUUCGACAAACAGCCGCAGAGCCGCGAGCGCGGCAUCACCCUCGACCUGGGCUUCUCCUGCUUCUCCGUGCCGCUGCCCGCGCGCCUGCGCUCGGCGCUGCCCGCGCCCCCGGCGGCCGAGGCUGAUGCCGAGCCGGGCGAGCCGCGCCUGCAGGUCACGCUGGUCGACUGCCCCGGGCACGCUUCCCUCAUCCGGACCAUCAUUGGCGGGGCCCAGAUCAUUGAUCUGAUGAUGCUGGUCAUCGAUGUGACCAAGGGGAUGCAGACCCAGUCAGCAGAGUGCCUUGUGAUUGGGCAGAUCGCCUGCCAGAAGCUGGUCGUGGUGCUGAACAAAACAGACCUCUUAGCCGAAGGGAAAAGGCAGGCAGCGAUUGAUAAAAUGACCAAGAAAAUGCAGAAGACCCUGGAGAAUACCAAGUUCCGAGGUGCACCGAUUAUACCUGUGGCGGCCAAGCCUGGGGGACCGGAGGCCCCUGAAACAGAAGCUCCACAGGGCAUCUCAGAGCUCAUUGAGCUCCUGACGUCCCAGAUUUCCAUCCCAACGAGAGACCCCUCAGGACCGUUCCUCAUGUCUGUGGACCACUGUUUCUCCAUCAAAGGCCAAGGCACAGUGAUGACAGGGACCAUCCUCUCAGGCUCCAUCAGCCUCGGCGACAGUGUGGAGAUUCCUGCCCUCAAGGUGGUGAAGAAGGUCAAGUCCAUGCAGAUGUUCCACAUGCCUGUCACUUCAGCCAUGCAGGGAGACCGGCUGGGCAUCUGUGUCACUCAGUUUGACCCCAAGCUGCUGGAGCGUGGCCUGGUGUGUGCCCCUGAGUCCCUGCACACUGUCCACGCUGCUCUCAUCUCCGUGGAGAAGAUCCCGUAUUUCCGGGGGUCCCUGCAGACCAAGGCCAAGUUCCACAUCACGGUGGGCCACGAGACAGUCAUGGGCCGGUUGAUGUUCUUCAGCCCCACGCCCGACAGCUUUGACCAUGAGCCUGUGCUGGACUCCUUUGACUUCUCUCGAGAGUACCUCUUCCAGGAGCAGUACCUAUGCAAGGAUUUGGCGCCGGCAGUGACAGACAGUGGUGAGGCCGACAAGAAGGCGGGCCAGGCCAUAGAAGGCCGCUGCCCCCGGCAGCAGUGGGCCCUGGUGGAGUUUGAAAAGCCUGUCACUUGCCCUCGGCUGUGCCUGGUGAUCGGCUCCAGGCUAGAUGCGGACAUUCACGCGAACACGUGCCGGCUGGCCUUCCACGGUGUGCUGCUCCAUGGGCUGGAGGACAGGAACUAUGCCGAGAGCUCCCUCCCACAGCUGAGAGUAUACAAGCUGAAGCAGAAGCAUGGCCUCGUGGAGCGGGUGAUGGACGACUACAGUGUGAUCGGCCGCUCCCUGUUCAAAAAGGAGACCAACAUCCAGCUCUUCGUGGGGUUCAAGGUGCACCUGUCCACUGGGGAGCUAGGGGUCAUUGACAGCGCCUUCGGCCAGAGCGGCAAGUUCAAGAUACACAUCCCUGGUGGCCUUAGCCCUGAGUCCAAGAAGAUCCUGAUGCCUACCCUCAAGAAGCGGGGCCGGGCUGGCCGAGGGGAGGCGGCCAAGCAGGAGGAGGGUGCAGAGCGGCCUGAGCCUGCACAGCACGUGGCUCUCAGCCUGUCUUUCAAGCGCUACGUCUUCGACACCCACAAGCGCAUGGUCCAGUCUCCCUAGUGCCCCGCUCACCUCCCCCAGGGCCACCUUGCCCAGGCCCAGGCCGGGCCACAGUGCCAAAUGCCCAACCAGAUGUGCCUCGACCUCGGCCAGUCUUUCCCCUCUGCCCUACAGGCAGCAGCCCCAGGCCUGGUGCUCAGCCCUAGGGAGAAGCCCCGGAGGGUCCGUCCCUCCAUCCCUGCACCCUCCCACCAGGAGACAGCACCCAACUAGGAAUGGGCCUCAUCUAGAGAGCUGGUGGCCAGUGUCUCCCAGGCUGCCCAGCUGGUGGCCAUCUGAAGGCCAAUCCCCAACCUGCCCCUGGCAGCUAGGCACUUGCCAGCUGCAAAUAAAUGUCCUGUGGU